Capsella rubella is the source of this 1401-nucleotide messenger RNA. RefSeq names its product low-temperature-induced 65 kDa protein. The record is from RefSeq and is a predicted model, not a curated record. Bases 18 to 1187 code for a protein of 389 amino acids. Gene Ontology annotation, biological process: response to abscisic acid. Lineage: Eukaryota; Viridiplantae; Streptophyta; Magnoliopsida; Brassicales; Brassicaceae. The transcript is spliced from 5 exons.
UUUUGCCUUUUUAUCAAAUGUCGCGUCAACUUGACCCGGUCGCAGAGCUCGAGAGCUUAAAAACACAUGUUGAUCAUUCUGGAAAUCCUAGCUUCUCAACACUUGGACAGCGUCACCAAUCUGGUGAAGCUUCAAAGAGGUCGCCUUCUGGUUCACCAAGAAAGGAAAACGAAGGAGAACAUUCACACCACAAGAAAUCUCUGUUCUCUAAAAUGAAGGAUAAGGCGAAAAAACUGCAGCACAGCCUCAGCGCCAAGAAGAGACAUGAUGAAGAAGGUGAUGCAACCAUGUCACCCUUUAGCAGAUCCGAAGACCAUGAAGUUAGAGAAGGAGGUUAUGCAUCGCUUUCACCACGUGACAACUCGAAAGACCGUAAAAUCAGAGAAGAAGGAGGACUAGAAGAGGAACAAGAAGAAGAUCCUGAAUAUCUUGGAGCCCCAAUGUAUGAAUCAAAGAAGGCGCCUGAAGAGUUGAAGAAGACUGCGAGGCAGCAUCCGCGGGAAAAUCCUGUGAUCACUGAGACGAAUGUUUUGUCUGUUCUCCCAACCAAACACGGCGCUGAACAUGAACAAAAAGACUGUACUGGUUCCAACACAGAACGUCCUGUGUUCUCUGAGAAGAAUGUUUUGUCUGAUGUCAAACAAGAGAAGCCUGCUGACUCCGAAACAACAACAUUAACAAGAUCCGUGGAUGAGACGACAGGGAAAGAAUUCACAAGCCAGCAACCUAUUAGUCCAAGCAAGACCGUAACAGAAACCGUGACAGAGAAGCUAGCACCUGCUUAUGCCAAAGUCUCUGACGCAACUAACGCUAUAACUAAGAAGAUUCAAGAUAUGGCUUUUCCAGAAUCAACAGAGCCAGAAGAUGAGAUAAACGAUGUUUCAGAAAUAAACACUGCUGGAACUAACCAGCCAACUGGCUUCAAUACCAAGGUGUGGGACAAAGGCGUAUCAAUGAAGGAAUACAUAUCCCAGAAGUUUGAGCCUAGCGAAGACGAUAGAGAACUUUCUCGAGUAAUAUCUGAAGCUAUUAGUCCUCGUAAAGCUUCUUCUCAGGCUACAAGUUUUGGUGCAGCCACAACCAUGGCACCUGCUCCAAAUUCAGCAGACAACAAAGCUCCCCUUUUAGCCAACACGAAUGAAAUUGUUGAAGAAGAAAAUCAUGGGAAGAUACUUCAACCAAACUAAAGAACAGAUCAUAGGGUUUCUUUAAUAUGUGUAUUGUUUACAAACCCUCUAUGCAAGAAAGAGGCUAUCUAUUUCAAUCCUCUUUUCCCCCUAUUAGUAAUGUUAUCUUACCAAAUCCAAGAUUCAUAUUUAGCUGAAGUCUGUUGUAUACAUAAGAGAUUCAAGAUUCUAAUACAUCUUUUGUUUUUUCUUGUUCUUUACUUUACUCUAUGCU